Molecule: messenger RNA, 1758 nt
Organism: Aspergillus affinis
Lineage: Eukaryota; Fungi; Ascomycota; Eurotiomycetes; Eurotiales; Aspergillaceae
Product: putative aromatic amino acid aminotransferase
Exons: 3
Coding region: 1-1758 (585 amino acids)
Biological process (GO): biosynthetic process
Molecular function (GO): pyridoxal phosphate binding; transaminase activity
Source: RefSeq, a predicted model, not a curated record
AUGGCUACUCCUCCGUUGGAUUUAUCCCAUCACUUCUCCUACGCCACUAAGAAGAGGGAGGCCAGCACCAUCAAGGAUCUAUACAAAUAUUUCCUCAUUCCAGGCAUUGCCAACUUAGCCGGCGGUCUUCCCAAUGCUUCCUACUUCCCUUACGAUACCAUCGAAGCAUCCGUCGCUCGUCCACAGCGCUUCCCGCCCUCGGAGGUAGAUGCGACGAAGAAAUCUGACGAUGCGCGCUCAUCCGCCCGGAUGACCAUCCCUAGGGAAAGUCCGACAGCCAAUCUACAAAAGAAGAUCGAUAUCACCACAGCCCUCCAAUAUGGAACCGUCGAAGGCCUGCCUCCCCUAGCCGAGUUCAUCCGACAAUUCACCCGCGUGCAUCUGCACCCUAACGUGCCCUACGCCAAAGGCCCCGAUACCCUCCUGACCUGCGGAUCCACCGAUGGCUUCUCCAAGGCCGUUGAAGCAUUCACCAAUAUCUGGGAUCCGGACCGCGACUGGUUGCGGCAUCGCGAGGGCAUCCUCUGCGAGGAGUUCGUGUACAUGAACGCCGUGGCUACCGUCAAGCCGCGUGGUCUCAAUGUGGCGCCGGUCGCGAUUGACGCGCAGGGUAUGCUGGCGCACGGUAAGGGGGGAUUGGCCGACGUGCUCAGGAACUGGGAUAACCGGAAAGGCCGCCGGCCGCAUCUUCUAUACACGAUCACGAUCGGCCAGAACCCAACGGGCGGUAUUCUGUCCGUCGAACGACGAAAAGAAAUCUACGCGCUCUGUCAACAAUACGAUAUUGUGAUUAUCGAAGACGAUCCGUACUGGAAUCUGCAGUAUCCGUCCGCGAAGAGUCUCGCGGCGGAAUACCGCGGCCCGUCGGUCGACACCGCGUCGCCGACGCGCAAUUACAAUGCCCACGGUCGGUCGUCGGGGUAUCAAUUCCUGGACUCUCUCGUCCCGUCGUAUCUCUCCAUUGACACGGACGGACGCGUCGUCCGCAUCGACACGUUCUCGAAAACCAUCGCGCCGGGAUGCCGCUUGGGAUGGAUUACCGCGCAGCCGGCCAUCAUUGAACGAGUCGCUCGCAUCGCGGAGACGACGACGCAGCAGCCCUCCGGGUUCGUUCAGGCCAUGGUGGCCGAGCUAAUCCUGGGACAGCAGACCGAUGAAACCGCCUCGACGACCAAGAAGCAGGGCGAUCAGGGUUGGCAAAUGGACGGCUGGGUGCGGUGGCUGGAGGGACUGCGAGGAGGGUAUGAGAAGCGCAUGCAGGACAUGUGCAGCGCGCUCGAAGAAGGCAAAUACCUCAUCGACGCCGGCGAUGACGCGGAAUCCGCGGACGAAAGUACCUGGGAGGUGGUGGAUAAGGUACAGCUGUACGAUUUUGUCUGGCCAGAGGGCGGCAUGUUCGUGUGGAUCAAGGCGGCCUUCGAGACGCAUCCCUUGCAUGGGACGUACUCGGUCGAGAAGCUGUCUCGCGCAUUCUGGGUGUUUUUGACGCAAGCUCCACAUCUGUCUCUGCUGGCCCCUGGUAGCAUGUUCUCUCCCUCGCAGCAGAUCACGGAUCGAUCCCAUCCCUACUUCAGACUGUGUUUCUCGGCAGUUCCGGGAGAUGAAGUCCGGAGUAUCACUGAGAGGUUGGUCGGUGGUUUCCGCGCAUUCUGGCAGGUGAAGGACUUAGAUGGCAUCGACGUUGAGGGUGACGUAUCAGAUGUGCUGCAGUCCUUGCAGGUGGAAAACCUGGGGAAUAUGCUGGGUAUGGGGUGUUAG